Hirsutella rhossiliensis is the source of this 1536-nucleotide messenger RNA. RefSeq names its product snoRNA binding domain, fibrillarin domain-containing protein. The record is from RefSeq and is a predicted model, not a curated record. Lineage: Eukaryota; Fungi; Ascomycota; Sordariomycetes; Hypocreales; Ophiocordycipitaceae. The transcript is spliced from 3 exons. Gene Ontology annotation, molecular function: snoRNA binding. Gene Ontology annotation, cellular component: small-subunit processome; box C/D methylation guide snoRNP complex. The coding region runs from base 1 to 1536 and encodes 511 amino acids.
AUGUCGCACAUCGACUACGCCCUCUUCGAGGCCCCGGUCGGCUAUGCCGUCUUCAAGGUGGUGCAUCAGGCCGAUGCGCUGGGCCUCAAGUUGAAGGAGGUCCAGCAGGCCGCGACCGAUCUUUCCAAGUUUGGCAAGAUGGUCAAGCUCGUCAACUUCAGCCCCUUUGACGGUCACGCCGACGCCAUCCACAACAUCAAUGAGGUUUCCGAAGGCAUCUGCACCGAUUUCCUCAGAUCUGUGCUCGAACUCAACCUCCCCAAGACGAGCGGCAAGAAGACCAAGGUGGUGUUGGGCGUCUCGGAAAAGAAUCUCGCCGGCGCCAUCAAGGCCGAGUUCCCAGGGCUCGAGUGCGAGACGGCCGACACGUCCGAAAUCGUGGCCGAUAUCAUCCGCGGCAUCCGCCUACAUGCCGAGAAGCUCAUCGAGAACCUCAUGCCCGGCGACAUCGCGAAGGCGUGCCUGGGCAUGGCCCAUGCCUACUCGCGCGCCAAGGUCAAGUUCAGUGCCACUCGAAAUGACAACCACAUCAUCCAGGCCAGCGCCAUCAUUGACACCCAGGACAAGAGCCUAAACCAGUUCCUCAUGCGCGUCAGGGAAUGGUACGGCUGGCACUUUCCCGAGCUCGUCAAGAUUGUUUCCGACAACCUCACCUACGCCAAGCUCGUCCUGGUGAUUGGCAACAAGAAGACAUUGUCCGACGACAGACUCGAUGAGAUUGCCGCCAUUGUUGGCGAAGAUGGCAACAAGGCGCAGGCCAUCAUCGAUGCGGCCAAGGUCUCCAUGGGCACCGACGUCUCCGACGAGGAUCUCCAGAUCAUGACGGGCCUCACCCGCAACGUCGUCAAGCAGGCUGAGAACCGGCGUAUGACUUCCAGCUACCUCGACCAGAAGAUGUCUUCCGUCGCCCCCAACCUGCAGGCCCUCAUUGGCACCACUGUCGGCGCCCGCCUGAUCUCGCAGGCCGGCUCGCUCAAUAGUCUGGCCAAGAGCCCAGCCUCGACCCUGCAGAUCAUGGGUGCCGAGAAAGCCUUGUUCCGCGCCCUCAAGAGCAAGAGCAACACCCCUAAGUACGGCAUCAUCUACCACAGUAGCUUCAUUGGCAGAGCUGCUCCUCGCGACAAGGGCCGCAUCUCGAGAUAUGUGGCCAAUAAGUGCAGCAUGGCCUGCCGCAUUGACAACUUCUCAACUGAGCCUUCAACGCGCUUUGGCGACGCAUUCAAGGGUCAGGUCAACGAUCGCCUAGAGUUUUACGCCACGGGCAAGAAGCCUGCGAAGAACGCGGACAUUAUUAAGGGAGUCCUUGCUCCUAUCAGGGAUGCUGCUGGGCAAGAUAGUGAUGAUGAGAUGGCAGACGCCCCUGAGCCGUCUUCUGCCAAGAAGUCCAAGAAGGAGAAGAAGGAGAAGAAAGAAAAAAAGGAAAAAUCAAAAGACAAGAAGCGCAAGCACGACGACGAGGCGAUCGCUGACGACGCUGACGAUUCCGAGAAGAAAAAGAAGAAGAAGAGAAAGUCGAAGUCGGCCAACGAUGAAUAG